AUGAAGUCCUCUGAUUGUUGUAAGCAACAUGAAAGAAUUCACACUGGAGAGAAACCCUAUGUAUGUAAGCAAUGUGGGAAAGCUUUUAAAACACAGGGAGCUUGUAAGAAUCAUGAAAGAAUUCACACUGGAGAGAAACCCUAUGUAUGUAAGGAAUGUGGGAAAGCUUUUACCAUACCUGGAUGUUGUAAGAAACAUGAAAGAAUUCACACUGGAGAGAAACCUUAUGUAUGUAAGCAAUGUGGGAAAGCUUUUAAAACACAGGGAGAUUGUAAGAAACAUGAAAGAAUUCACACUGGAGAGAAACCAUAUGUAUGUAAGCAAUGUGGGAAAGCUUUUAACACAUGGGGAUACUGUAAGAAACAUGAAAGAAUUCACACUGGAGAGAAACCAUAUGUAUGUAAGCAAUGUGGCAAAGCUUUUAACACACAUGCAAGUUAUAAGGUUCAUGAAAGAAUUCACACUGGAGAGAAACCCUAUGUAUGUAAGGAAUGUGGGAAAGCUUUUACCAGACCUGGAUGUUGUAAGGAACAUGAAAGAAUUCACACUGGAGAGAAACCCUAUGUAUGUAAGGAAUGUGGGAAACCUUUUACCAGACCUGAUUGUUGUAAGCAACAUGAAAGAAUUCACACUGGAGAGAAACCCUAUGUAUGUAAGCAAUGUGGGAAAGCUUUUAACACAAGUGCACAUUGUAAGGUUCAUGAAAGAAUUCACACUGGAGAGAAACCAUAUGUGUGUAUGCAAUGUGGGAAAGCUUUUAAAACACAGGGAGAUUGUAAGAAACAUGAAAGUUCACAUUCAAUAUAAAACCAGUGUAUAUAGGCAUCAUAAGAAUGGUUUCAGCACAUGUACAUAUUGCAUAAUGCAUGAAAGUCUUCACACUGGGCAGAAAACUUACAUAUGUAAGGAAUGUGGAAAAGGUUUCAGAAGAAAUGCUCAUUGUACAAUACAUUAUAAAAUUUACAUGGUUGAGAAACCCUGUGUGUAUGUGAAGAAUGUGGGAAAGCUUUCACCACACAUGGAUUUUGUAAAAUACAUCUAUGACUUCACACUGGUGAGAAAGCCUAUGUAUAUAACAAUGUGGCAAAGCUUUUACUGCAUAUAGUCAUUGCAAAACACGUGAAAGAAUUCACACUGGGAAGAACCACUGGCUAUGUAAGCAAGUGGAGACACUUUCACCAGCCAGAUUGUAAGUGAAAUACAUGAAAAAACUCACACGAGAUACAUCCUAUGUGUUAUGGGAAUACUCUCAGCAUGCUUGAUCAUUGUUACAUAUCUGAAAUAGUUCACUAGGCAGAGAUGAUAUGUGGAUUAACUAUGUGAGAAAUAUAGCCAUCUUUCUUGUUAAAUACAUAGAAAAAGCAUCACUGUUCAGACAGUUUAGAUCUAAGUUUACUUUAAAAACCCCAAGGAGACCUGAAGAAAUAAUCAAUACAGAAAUUAGAUGUCAAUAUUUCUUCACAAAUAUUCCAGAAAUGACAAAUCUGAGGUGGGGCUCUCCUUAGGUGCACAUGUUGCAUUUGGUUUUCAGUUAAACACUUGUACCUCUCUAGAUUUUUUAAUCUAGUUGUUUUUGUGCUUCAACAUGGCAUCUUGUAACUAAACAUCCUAAACUGAAAUGGGCUUUUCACUUUCAAGUAUGGAUAGUGCCUCCAUACUUAAUAUUUUGUCUUUAAAACUUAAAUUUUGUAUUUUUAUGGUGAAUUUUAAUGUUGUUUAUUUAAAGAGGAAAAAAGUGUAGAAAUAAUAAAGAAUUUCAGAAAAAUAAACAAUAAGAAAUCACUAGUUGAUUAGUAUCAUAUUGUCAUCUUAGAAGUAGUUGUUCAAGUUACAAAUUUAAAGCAUACAAACUGAUAUUCAAAUAAUGACACUGUCAUGGUUCACCUCAAUGAUCCACCAAAAAGUUAUUACUAUGCCUAUCUGUCCUACACACUUUUUUUUUUCUUAAAGAGGGUAAGAUUAAACAUAGCGAAACAGAGCAAAACAGUUCAUAAGAAAACAAGUUAAGGAAACACAGAUUUCAAAGCAAGCCCACUGGAAAUGUUCACUGUCUAUCUUACUGUCUCUAGUUUUCUUCCAAAUAGUUGUUCCCAUCCUCACACACAUUGAAUAUAUACUGAAGAUUAUAGAACUAAUCAAGCUUGCUUUUUCGAUCUUCAACACUGAUUUUGGCGAAGUCGAUAAUGACUACCAUAAUGUCUCUCAUUGUCUUUGUAGUAGCUGCCUUUAUCUUUAUAUAUGCUGAAAGGGAACAUAAGAGACUAGACUAAUAUCACUCUGAACAGUGAAUAAUAAUAUCCUGAGAAGGAGAAAGGUGAGGAAUUGCCUAAAAAAAGAAGGCAGAGGACAUACUUAAAAGUGUAUCAGGAUUUAAAAGCUAAAGUCUUGUUGCUCUGUUUAGUUUGGUUAUAUUUUGUUCUGGUCUGUCUACUCAUAUUAGAUUUGAGGGCACAGAGAGAUAACCCAAAAAUAGCAGUUUAUACUAUGGUAAUUAUCCUUAAUUUCCUAUUAACUAAAACUGAAUCCCUAUAUUACUUAUAUUGUCUUCUAUGACUGAUGUUCUUUGAAGCUGGAUUGUUUCAAUGUUAUUUGGCCUUGACUGAUUUUAUUCACAUUUGGUAUGCUUGCUGGUAUCAAGUUCAA
Cavia porcellus (domestic guinea pig) is the source of this 2643-nucleotide messenger RNA. Its product is annotated as zinc finger protein 709-like. The coding region runs from base 1 to 807 and encodes 268 amino acids. Gene Ontology annotation, biological process: regulation of DNA-templated transcription. Lineage: Eukaryota; Metazoa; Chordata; Mammalia; Rodentia; Caviidae. Gene Ontology annotation, molecular function: DNA-binding transcription factor activity, RNA polymerase II-specific; RNA polymerase II cis-regulatory region sequence-specific DNA binding. The record is from RefSeq and is a predicted model, not a curated record. The transcript is spliced from 2 exons.